AGAUAAUAUUUAAUUGCUCACUUGUUUUCUGACUCUGGUUCUUUCUUUCUAUAUCUCUUUCUGUCUGUCUCUGUAUUUUCCAUAAGUCUCUAUUUUCUCUUUCUUCCCCCGUCCUCUCUCUCUCUCUCUUUCUCUGUCUUUCUCUCUAUUGGUCUCUGUCUUUUAUCCCUAUCUCCAUUUAACUAUCUAAAUAUAUUUAUUUACGUAUAAUAACGAUAACUGUCACUUUUUUGUCCUACGAAUGACUUAAUUAUAUGUUCUCUACCCUUCGAAAAGAAGGGAGGUUUAAGAAUAUGGCCUAAAGCACUAUACUUAUUGUUUACAUCUCCAUUUUUUUUCUUUUUACAGAACUAGUCAACUGUUUCUUGCCUUUUAUCAUUUAAAUUCGUUAUAGAAAACAUUAUAGACGAAUUCUUUCUUUUGGACAGACUCGAUGAACAACACAUUUUUUUUGAACAAAACUGAUAAAUUAUAGCUUUUUUUUAUCAAAUCAAUUCAGCUAUGUAUAGAGAGACGAGAAAACGGAAAAGUAUACGAAGAUGUUAUAGUCAAACGUUUAGAAAGAAAUCAGCGAAAAGAGAUCCUUCUUUACCAGACUGGAAUUUCUUACCUUUGGAAAUUGUUGAGAAAAUCUUUCAAUUUUGUAUAUGGAACGAAGGCCAUAUUGUAUUGAAGAAACUUGGAUCUGUUUCGUAUUUAUGGGCUAAGGUUAUUGGAUUGAAGAAAUUUUGGAAAAAUGUUGACUUCGUUAAAGGAUCGGAACAAUGUACAAAUCAGCAAUUGGGUAGAAUGACGAGAAAUCUCUUCCCUCUGCUUAUUGAUUGUGAAACGAUACGGUUCAAUAAUUGUCUUACUAAUAGACAGUUUGUUGAUAUGGUGCCUAAAUUCAACAACGUAAGAGAAUUAUCUUUCCAAGCAGCAUCUAGAGUAACGUCUGGCUUACUCACAGAGUUAGCGGACGCUCGUAGUUUGGAAUCAUUAGAAUCGAUUAAUUUAAAUGGAACUUUUCGGAAAUCUAUCAUUCCCAAGGCAGCCUUGAAUUUCUGCUUCGAUUUAAUGCCGAGGCUUAAAAGAUUGAACAUAUCGAAUAAUAAAAUGCAUGCAACAGCAGCAGAAGCCUUUUUCGAGACGAUCAAUUCCAAGUGCCGAAAAAUGGAAGUAUUUGAAAUGGAGAACUGCUUAUAUGUUAACGGAUUCUCAGACCCCGAAUUAGAUUAUGCAGAAUUUCGUCAAAACUGCCAAUCUCUUAAAGUGUUCAACAUAAGUUGUACGAGAUUUCAAGCGUAUUAUCCAGACGCCGAAUUAGGCGUCGUUAUCCCAGGAGAUUGUCUAGAUUUAAGAGAGAUAUACUUGUGUUCAAAAACUGCUUUACAUUUACACCAAACACCUCAAAGAAUAUUAGGUCUGGUCGAAAAUUGUAAAAAUCUCGAAAUUAUUAAUGUCUGUAACCUAAAGCAUAUGGAUAAUUUUGAAUUUCUACUUUAUUUAAAAACCAAAAAACUACGAUCUCUUAAUAUUAGUUAUUUAUUUACUUUUAUAUUUCCUGCUCAAAUUGAUCUCAUUAGCCAAGUAACAGAUAUAUUCGAUAGAUGGAGACAUUGUCUAGAGGAAUUAAAUAUAUCGGGUAGCACAUUUUUAGAGCCUGUUUGGGCUGCCAUAUUUGAAAGUUUUGGCAAAGAUCCCGCACUGAGAAAAUUGUGGUUAAGGGACACUGACAUUCCACAAGAGCAAAUACGUUUCAUUGUAAAAAGAUUUGAAAAGCUAAUUUAUCUAAAUGUUUGCAGUAAACAUAAUAUUUGUUCUACAAAAUCUAUAGAUGGAGUAUUCUACGAAGAGAACCUUAAAGAGUUAAGAAAGCAACUCUGA
This is a messenger RNA of Dimorphilus gyrociliatus, 1866 nucleotides long. The record is from the annotation of a GenBank genome assembly. NCBI's taxonomy places the organism in Eukaryota, Metazoa, Annelida, Polychaeta, Dinophilidae.